Messenger RNA from Drosophila bipectinata, 2609 nucleotides. RefSeq names its product protein fem-1 homolog B (gene Fem-1). Lineage: Eukaryota; Metazoa; Arthropoda; Insecta; Diptera; Drosophilidae. Gene Ontology annotation, molecular function: protein binding. The record is from RefSeq and is a predicted model, not a curated record.
UGUGGGCACAUUGAUCGUCGAUCGCACCCAAAGAAGAGCACCCCCAUCUCGGCCAGAACGGAAUAUGGAGGUCGAUCCGGCGGAAGAACCUCGCGACGAGGGCGAGGAGCACACGUCCAUUUACGACGACUUUCAACUGGACUUUGAAGGCUUCAGCAUGGCCCACGGAAUGCUGGUGGAGAUCUGCGAGGAGGUGCGCGACAAGUUCCCCCUGGAGGAGCGCCUACGCUUCUCCCAGCUGAACAACCUCUAUCUGGCGGCGCGCAGUGGACAGAUGAUGAGGUUCGUCGAGAUUCUGAACGCCGUGAGCAGCAGGGCGAUGCAGACGCACCUUGUGAAUACAAAUUUCGAUCAGCCGGAUUCGCAGUCGCUCACCCCACUGACAAUGGCGGCAAUGAGUGGCAAUGUGAAAUUCGUCAAGACCCUGCUUUCUCACUACGACGUGGACCUAGAGCGGGAGUGUAAUGUCAUCUUCGAUGGCAUGAUUGUCUACGGAGCCACCGCUCUCUGGGUUGCUGCUGGAAUGGGGCAUCUCCAGAUCGUCAAGCUGUUGGUCCAGGCUGGGGCUUCAAUAAAUCAUAACACAAAGGCGCAGUCGUCGCCACUAAGAGCAGCCUGCUAUGAAGGACGCCUGGACAUAGUCGAGUUCCUGAUCGAGCACGGUGCUGAUGUGAAUGCCACGAACCUGUUCAACAACAACACCCUAAUGAUCGCAGCCUACAAGGGUCACCACUUGGUGGUCAACACCCUGCUGCAGAACGGAUCCCGACCCAACGACCAGGCCCUGUGUGGAGCCACUGCCUUGCAUUAUGCAGCCGAAAGCGGGCACCUAGAUGUAGUUGUGUCGCUAAUGGACCACGGUGCUACACUUAAAAAGAACGAGUUGGGUAUAACCCCCGCCUUGCAAGCUGCCGAGCGGCUGCACGAGGAAGUUCUCGAGGCUUUCAUUCAGCGACCUGGCCUGAUGAGUCCCGAGGAGCAGAUCGCAGCACUGGAAUUGCUGGGAGCCACAUACGCCAAUGACAAAACCAAGUACGACAUCAACAAAGCGUACGCCUACCUUCUAAGAGCCAUGCAAAUGCGGUACAGUGAUCCCCGUGGCGUGAUCCGUAAGAAAGUGCAACCUCCCGUGCCUGCGUACGACAAUUGGUUUGAGACUGAAAACCUUCCUGAACUGAAUGCCAUUAAGCUUAAUCACCACUCCAUCCACAUGGAGUCUCUGGCCAUCAGAGAGCGUAUCCUCGGGCGUAACAAUCCAGAGCUACCGCAGGCCAUCGUCUACCGAGGAGCUGUGAUGGCCGACCAAGGCCGUUUUAGCCAGUGCCAAGUGCUGUGGAACUACGCCAUCGAUCUGCGAAUGCGGAACAACGUUUCUGUGGAUCGGGAUCUCCUGCGAUUCGCCCAGCUGUUCGCACAAAUUCUUCGCGUGGAGAACCACACCCUCACUCUGGAUCACGUCCUGCCCGUUCUGGCCAAAUGCCAACAAGAGAUUCAGAACAACAAAUUCAACAUCUCUGAAGCCAAGCCGGUCAAGUGCGCUAGCAUCUACCAAGAUCAAAACAAUCAAAACUGCAUCACAGCCCUCUAUCUGAUCAAAAUCGUCACGCACCUGGCGCGUCGCAAGACGGACCAGGACAUUAACGAGGAGCAGAUCCAGGAACUCUUCCUGGUUGUGCGCAAGUUCAUACAGAACGACACUAGACUGCAGGACGGUCAGACACUGCUCCACCUGGCAGUCAACGGAGUAAUGCCCGUAGACGAGUUCUACACGAACGAAAUGUGCAGAUUUCCCUGCUAUGCGACUGCUGUGGUUCUAGUGCACUGUGGGGCCUCGGUUGUUGCCGUAGACUCCGCCCGCAAUACUCCUCUUCAUAUAUUGGUGACCAAGGUAAACACCAUCCAGGAUCGCCAGGCAGAGAUGGCGCGCAUUCUGCAACUAUUCGUUCAGGCAGGAGCCCAUCUGGAUGCCGUGAAUGCAGCGGGUCAGACGGCGGCCACGGCCUGCAAGCAACCUGCCCUGGCUAACCUGCUGCAUGGAUACCAGAAUGCACACACCAGCCUUAAGUGUCUGUCGGCCCGCACCAUCGCCACCAACCGGCUGGACUUUAAGGGUCUUAUUCCCACACAAUUGGAGGCCUUCAUCCAGAUGCACAGCGUUCAUAAGGUGCUCCCAUAGAUAGCCAAAGGCAAGAGCCAAAACUGAAGUCAUUAGAACUGUGAAUACACUGAGCCACGUUGGAACACAUUUAUUUAACAAUUUGUACAAACAAUCGUGUUUGUAUGAACGAGUAUAUCGAAUUUAGUGACUUAAUUUAGCCAAAAGAUAGAGGGAGUUGUUUUACUUUUGUACACAUUUUUUUUUAGUAUUCAUUUUACUUUAUUUACAAUUACAAUCUGUAACAAUUGCACACGUGGACUGACUGUUUGUUUGUAAUCAUUAAUCAUAACUAUUAAUCAUACUUAUGUAAAUCAUUUUGUACAUUUUUUAUGUAAACUACCAUUAUUCGCUGUGCAAGACGGCGAUGGCCGCCUAAGUUCAAUCAAUCGAAUUGAUUAUGUUAUGUUAGGUGCAAGUGAAAUAAAAAGGAAACCAAAAAUGUAUCUGUAAA